GCACAAUGGAUUCCAUUAUCUAUGGGUCGACCUGUAGAAGAUUGCGGAAGUAGCAGUUUGGCUCAAGAAACUAUGAUUAGGAUCGUAGCAUUGCAGGAAUUUCUUGCAGUAAUUAGUUAGAAUCAAUCCGGGGUUCACUUCAAUAACGUAUAAUGUCGGUCACAUCCGAAUUUGUGAAUUUACAGAGCAAGUGAAUCGGAUUUACUCUUAGGAUAUCGGUGUUGAGACCGAGAUUAUACAAAUUGUUUGCCUGACAGCUUGCAGUCUCCGGAUGACAGUCACAAGACAAUACGAAUUAAGAUGAAAGUAUUUGCACAACGGAUUGUGAUGUCCAAAUAAAUAACAUGUGGAUUCCAAAACUACACCACGCCUUCAGGUUUGUGUGUUUGUAAUGUUUGGACCUAAAUACACUGCGUGUUCCUUCACAAUUGGAUACUCUACUCUUGUUAGCUACCUGAUAUGACAUCCUUCUAACACCUAUGAUGGCUAUCUAACGUUAGUUGGCAGUCCGUCUACAACAAGUCUGUCACAGGCACGUUUCCAUAGCUGCCAAAUCUGCAGCGUUUUUGUCCGUAACGUUAUGUGUCAUCUACAGCUGAGGACAUUGGUUUUUGUAGCGUGGGUAUUGGGCUACAUCGCCUUUCUUCUCGCUGCUAGAAAGAUGUGGACGGGGAAAUACGUACGAAGUCCAUUUGCCCGUUCACUUUUCUUGAACAUGAACGACAGCGAAGAAGUCGAAACCCAAGAGUGGUACAGGUGCUCUCCAGAUCUUUUGGGGGAGACUGUGAGGCCCUUGUUUGUGCAGAGCCACCUGGACCAGGACACCCAGGCUUUUCUGAGACGCAGCAUAGAGAAGUCUGGUUGGAUGUUCACCCAGCUUUACCACUCUUUCAUCUCCACUGUCCUUAGCCCUCUGGUGUCACGAACCUCCAUCAACGGGUUACUAGGUCGUGGCUCUAUGUUUGUCUUUUCUAUUGAUCAGUUCCAGCAGCUGCUCCGCAUCACGCCUGAGUGGCGUGGAGAGAGACUGCUUGACCUAGGGGCUGGUGACGGGGGUGUGACUGAGGUUAUGGGAGCCCACUUUAAAGAGGUCUAUGCAACUGAGGUUUCUUCACCCAUGAAGUGGCACCUCCAGAAGAAGAAGUACAAGCUUUUAGGUAUUGAUGAGUGGCAGCAUUCUGGGUUCCAGUAUGACCUGAUCAGCUGUCUGAACCUGCUGGACCGCUGUGAGGAUCCCCUAGAUCUCCUCCGGGGCAUCCAACGCUCCCUGGUGCCUGGCACAGGAAGACUCCUUCUGGCCGCUGUUCUGCCCUUUCAACCCUGGGUGGAGAUAGGUGGAAAGUGGCAGCGCCCAAGAGAGCACAUCAAAGUGAAGGGAAAGAAGUGGGAAGAGCAAGUCACCCACCUGUCCAAUGAAGUGUUCCAGGAGGUGGGGUUUAAGGUGGAAGCAGUGACUCGGCUGCCAUACCUGUGUGAGGGAGACAUGUACAAAGAUUAUUAUGUACUAGAUGAUGCUGUUUUUGUCUUGAAACCUGUGGAGGUUUGAAGUCAGUUACUUUUGCCAUGUUGAUUUCGCCCAUCCUGUGUUUUCAGAUAAGUGUUCACCGAGUAGAGUAAAAGAAAGUUUGAACUGUUGAGAUGCUCCCUAUGACCUUUCCUAUGUAACUUUAUACAGUUGAGGGCAUAAUUUAACUGCUGGAUUUGUACUGAAUUGUUGGAGGUAAAGCCAGAUAUUUUCUUAGAGGACCUUUUGAGAGAAUUUGUCACUCUUUAAAGUCUGUUAGUGAAUCCUGGUUUGAAACUCAGGUAGCUUUACUGUUUAUCAACCUGUCAUGUGUCAUGCCAUUUUAACUCUCUGAAUUCUUAAAAAAAACACAAAAUGGACAUUCUCCAAUGGAUGUAAAACAGAGAAAUCUAUAAACAAAGGAUAGAUCUUCUAUGUCAACAUAUUGUGGAAAUUGUCAGAUUUUUGUUAAAGUAUUAUGGUGUUAUAAAUAUAGUCUUAUUCUGGGAUGAUAAACAAUUUCAACAAUAAUGCAUUGUGAAACUACACUGAUAGUACUACGUGAUACAAUUUCAAAAUGUUUAGAGUUACUGUCUAGUACAAUUGAAACCUGGAUUUAUCUGUGACAUAGCACAUAUCUCAAGUGUAUCGGUGACCAUUGAAAGUUAGCUUUUGCCUACUGACGUAAUAUAGGAUGCCCGACUAAAGUCAGGUCAAGACGUUGAUGAAAACGACGACGAACAGACGCAUGACAGUUCCUGAGACAGAUUUUGACAGUUUGUGUGAAAAUUCUUCUGUUUUGCGAAUCUGUAGUUUCAUCAGCUGGUUUGGAUGGCUGGUCUCAGAUAAUCCCGUAACUGAAGAAGCCAGAUCUAAAGGCUCUGGGCUGGUGUGAUUACAUAUUGUCCUCUGUUGUGAGGCCGGUUCGACAUACUGCCAAAUCUCUAAAUCAAUAUUGGAGGUAUGUUAGAGAAAUUUAAAUUAAAUAAUCUGGCAACAGCUCUGGUGGAUUUCUCUGCUGUCAGUAUGUCAAUUGCACAUUCCCUCAAAACUUGACUUGGCAUUGUGUUGUGUGGCAAAACUGCAUGUUUUUAAAGUGGCCUUUUAUUGUCCCCAACACAAGAUGCACCUGUGAAAUAAUAAUAAUAAUACAGUUUAAUCAGCUCAAACUUGCCUGGUGGGUGGAUUAUCUUGGCAAUGAAUGAAGAGAUUUUAUGCAAACAACUUUUUAGAGAAAUGUGCAUGUGGAACCUCUGUCAUUUCAGCUCAUGAAACAUGGGACUAACAUAAAACAGUAUGAUUUUACAUUUCUGUUCAUUGUACAGCUUUGAGUAGUUUGAUCUCAGUUGAUCCAGUCAAGCACUGAUGGAGUGCAUAUUGGUCUUAAGGUGUUUUCAUAAGUCUGAUGUUAAUCAGUGUUGUCUUCUGAACUGAACAGUAUCUUUCUUAUACAGUGAAAAACAGAAUUUAUUAUAACAAUGUGAGGCCUGGUUAGUCAUUACACCCAAACUACAGUUUUAUAGGCAGUAAGACAAGUUUAUUUUACUAAUGUGCCACUCUUUAUGUUUUACUUGAAUAAUGUCACCUCAACAAAUAAAUGUUUUAUCUGUCA
Messenger RNA from Esox lucius (northern pike), 3116 nucleotides. It is a transcript of the gene mettl9, whose product is annotated as methyltransferase like 9. NCBI's taxonomy places the organism in Eukaryota, Metazoa, Chordata, Actinopteri, Esociformes, Esocidae. The coding region runs from base 581 to 1546 and encodes 321 amino acids. The transcript is spliced from 5 exons. The record is from RefSeq and is a predicted model, not a curated record. Gene Ontology annotation, molecular function: protein-L-histidine N-pros-methyltransferase activity.